Messenger RNA from Aphanomyces astaci, 750 nucleotides. RefSeq lists its product as hypothetical. The transcript has a single exon. The record is from RefSeq and is a predicted model, not a curated record. Lineage: Eukaryota; Oomycota; Saprolegniomycetes; Saprolegniales; Verrucalvaceae. The coding region runs from base 1 to 750 and encodes 249 amino acids. Gene Ontology annotation, biological process: proteolysis. Gene Ontology annotation, molecular function: serine-type endopeptidase activity.
AUGAAGUUCGCACUCCAUCUCGCUUUCACCGUGACCGUUGCUGCCUUGGCUCAAGACCAAGUUGUCCGCGGCGACGAGGCCCCCGGUUUCGAAAUCGUCGGGGGCCAGGAAGCCCAAUUCGGCCAGCACCGUUAUGUGGUUGGGCUCAAGAGGUCGUCCAAUGAUACGACCGAGUGCGGCGGUAGUCUUAUCGCCCCCAAUGUCGUUUUGACAGCGGCACAUUGUUUGACUGGUAAACUACGUGCUGUGGUCGUGGGCACGCACUAUUCAACCGGUUUUGCCGACGGGGAACUGGCCAGUGUCACCCAGGAAAUCAAACACCCCAAUGGCGCCGACGUGGGCAUCGUAAUCUUGAACCGCAACAUCGCGGGCAUCCAACCUGUGGCGGUGUCGUUUGAAUUCGUUCCGGCGAACGUGCUCACUUGGGUACGCGGCUGGGGAUUCGUCACGAGUCGUGGCCCCCAUUCGCUAGUGCUCAAGGAGCUCAACGUUACGACAUGGAACAACACCGGGGCCUCGGCUGCUUUGUUCCAUCAACUGACCGAUACGACAUUGGGUGCUGGAGGGGUGGAAGGAGAAGACGCGUGUCGCGGCGACUCGGGGGGACCGUUGACCAUCGAAGAAAACGGCACCGUGCGCUUGGUGGGGGUGGUCAGCUGGGGCUUUGGCUGUGGUGUGCAUGGCGAACCAGGUAUAUAUGAACGCGCCAGCGCUGCUCGUGCUUUCAUUGAACCGCACUUGCCAAAUUAA